AUGGCUAGAAAUUUUGAUGAUAUGUUUAAUGAGGUUUUGUAUGGCAAAAGAAGACGGCAAGAUAACACACUCAUAGAUCAUUGGAUCGAUGAGUGUUUAUUUGAAGAUUCAGAAGAAGAAGAUAUCGAUAGAAGCUCUAUCCCAACUCCUCGUACAUGGAUCAACAGAGAUCGAGAAGCAGGACAUGAUCGUCUUUUUCAAGAUUACUUUGCAGAUGAACCGAUGGUUGAUGCAACUGGAAGAAGAAGCUUGUCAUCACUCCAAAAAUGCACCGCUGUGAUACGGAUGUUAGCAUAUGGCGUAGCAGCUGAUACUGUUGAUGAUUAUGUACGCAUAGGCGAGAGCACUAUAAUUGAAUGCUUGAAAAAAUUUGUUGAAAGUGUCAUUUCGGUGUUCGAGGAUGAAUACUUGCGAAAACCAAAUCCAAAUAAUACGUGGAAAGGUAUGUACAUGAGUGGUUAUCGUGGGGUUGCAACCAUAGUACUUGAGGUUGUAGCAUCUUCAGACCUUUGGAUAUGGCAUGCGUUCUUUGAAGUUUCAAGUUCAAAUAACGAUAUCAACGUGUUAGAUUGA
Molecule: messenger RNA, 573 nt
Organism: Arachis stenosperma
Lineage: Eukaryota; Viridiplantae; Streptophyta; Magnoliopsida; Fabales; Fabaceae
Exons: 3
Coding region: 1-573 (190 amino acids)
Source: RefSeq, a predicted model, not a curated record